ACAGUGCGAGCGUCAACACAAACGCGGGACGACGCCGGUUUCGAGCAUAAUUUUUUAUCUGUGGCACUCAUGUCAAAGCGAAAUGAGGCAUACAAUUUUGGUGACCGCUGUCCUAUCGACCCUGAUGGUGUUAACGGCGUGCCAGUCGGACGAUGAAACAGCAGCCAUGGUCCAGGCUUUAAACUCUAACGAACCACAAGAGAAUACAACCAACGACGAAGAAGACCUUAACCUAGAUCCAGUUCUUGAUGAAACUGACACGGGUCCGAAGUCAGAGAUCGCGCGUUCUAAAGAAACAAGUACUGAGUGCAUUGAUAAGGAGGGGCAGCGCGGUGUUUGUGUAAACUACUACCUCUGUGACCAAGAAUCCAGGACAAUAAUAGAAGAUGGUCGCACGAUCAUAGAUGUCAGAUCGAGGGAAGAUUGCCAGGAAUUUCUCGAGGUUUGUUGUCAACGUAAUCAAGUUCUCCAAAAAUCCGCCAAACCUGAACUCAGCCCAUUACCGAAUGAAUUAGGACACGACGUAGUACGCAGCGAUGAGAAGCCGAAAGCGAGCGAAUGUGGUUGGAGUAAUCCUGGCGUGAACGUGUUCUUCACCCCCCGAAGUGGUGACGGAGGUGUUACCGAUGGCAAAAAGGUCUACGCUGACUUCGGCGAUUUUCCGUGGAUGGUAGCCGUGCUCAAAAAGAAACAAGCAGAGGAAAAAUGGGAGAAAAGCAACUAUAUUGGAGGAGGUUCGCUCAUCCAUCCGUCCGUGGUGAUGACAACGGCGCAUAAAAUUGCAGGCAAAAAGCCUGAAGACCUGAAGAUCCGCGCUGGAGAAUGGGACACCAAGUCACUAGAUGAAGAAUACGAACAUCAAGAAAAAACCGUUGCCAAGAUCGUUAUACAUCGAGACUAUUUCCGACCUUCUCUAUACAACGAUAUAGCGCUGCUAUUCCUGGAGGAGCCAGUCGAUUUAACAGACGCACCGCAUAUAGGCAUUGGGUGUCUCGGCAAACAGAUGCCACCGGCAGACACGAGCUGCUUCAGCAUGGGUUGGGGCGCAGAUAACUUCAACAACAAAUCUGUUUUCGCGCCGAUACUGAAAAAGGUGAAACUGCCGUUAGUAGAGCACAGUCAGUGUGAGGAGAUGCUCCAGAAGACAAGACUUGGUCGUCACUUCCGUCUCCACACGUCUUUAACUUGUGCAGGCGGUCAGGCUGGCAUCGACACAUGCAAGGGUGAUGGAGGUUCUCCCCUCGUCUGUCCGAUUGGUGUCGGUGGUUCGCGGUUUGCCAUCUUUGGCAUGGUCGCCUACGGAAUCGGGAAAUGCGGCGGGACUGAUAUUCCCGGUGUGUACGUGAACGUCCCGGAACUUUAUGACUGGGUGGAACAACAGCUCUACGCACAGGGCUACGAUGUCCACCCUUACGUUUAUUAAUAUAAAGCCUAAAUAGGAUCAGCAUAAUAAUUAUGAAAUUGUUUCUCAAAUAUUUUGCGCAUAAAUAAAUAGUUAC
Molecule: messenger RNA, 1499 nt
Organism: Parnassius mnemosyne (clouded apollo)
Lineage: Eukaryota; Metazoa; Arthropoda; Insecta; Lepidoptera; Papilionidae
Source: the annotation of a GenBank genome assembly